CUGCUGUUACCACCCAAGCAGCCUUCUACGGGAUCAUUCUCUAGUGCUCUCUUAAUCGCGCCUUCACCAGAAUCUCCAUCCUACUACUCUAUCAGCCCUUCUUCACCUACAGCUGGAUAGAGCGGAUGUGUCCCUCUCGCAACCCUCUGCCAUGCCGGCUCUUUUCAGAGUGAAGCUACCACGGCAGCAGAAGACGGCCCUAGCUGAUGUGCUUGCUUUGGGCUUUUGUCAGUCGAGAAACACCGACCAGCCUCCUCGUCCCCUUGCAUGGAGCUAAGGGGCGGUAUUCAUGUUUAGCAUGGCUCACUGUUUCCCGCUCUUUGAGCAUUUGCAUCGUCUAUGUCCUUCACCUCCCGGCUCCCAUCGAAAACAACCGAAAGAACUUUACACCAUCGCUCAAGACAUAUGAGCUAUUCGACUCGACAUCCAACAUGCCGACACUCAAAAUGUACUGGAUGAGUGCAAAAGUUAAUGCUGCCAUCACUUGUGCAUGCAUCAUGAUUCUCAAGCCGCUUAUUCAGCAAUCUUUCGGUCGGAUAUUCUCCACCCUAAGCCAUUACAUCCACGACUACAGUCUCCUCUUGAUGACCCCUAUUCCACGGCACCCACAGCAGAAGCUUCCACAGUAGGCGAGGAUCAGGGACUCACUCUCU
Messenger RNA from Neurospora hispaniola, 653 nucleotides. RefSeq lists its product as uncharacterized. NCBI's taxonomy places the organism in Eukaryota, Fungi, Ascomycota, Sordariomycetes, Sordariales, Sordariaceae. The record is from RefSeq and is a predicted model, not a curated record. Bases 207 to 629 code for a protein of 140 amino acids. The transcript has a single exon.